AUGGGCAAAUUGCUAUUUAUCCAUGUUAAAAGUUUCCUUCUAGAGCAUUUGGGUGCUGCCGACUGCUUCUCCACAAUGGAACGAUUUGCAACAACACUAUCUAAAUUAGCACAGCAAUUAGCAAGAUUAUUAGCAGAGGAACUGGGACAUUAUAAUAAGUCAAAUUAUUUCAAAGAAACAUGUUUGCCAAGCACUUGCUACCUAAGAAUGAACAGAUAUCCACCUUGCCCUAUUUAUCGACAACUGUUUGGAUUAAUGCCACACACUGACAGUGAUUUCCUCACAAUAUUGCAUCAAGAUGAAAUUGGAGGGUUGCAAUUAUUCAGAGAUGGGAAAUGGAUCUCUGUUAAGCCUAAUCCUCAAGCUCUUAUCAUCAAUAUAGGAGACCUAUUCCAGGCAUGGAGCAAUGGUAUUUAUAGAAGUGUUGAACAUAGAGUUGUGACAAAUAAAGUAAAAGAGAGGUUCUUAACUGCAUUGUUCUUAUGUCCCUCUUAUGACACAGAAAUACUUAGCUGUGUUGAACCUUCUGUUUAUAGAAAAUUUACAUUUAAAGAAUUUAGACAACAAGUCCAAGAGGAUGUCAAGAAAUUUGGUUAUAAAGUAGGUCUUCCUAGGUUUCUUGUAUCAAGCCACUAAACAAAAAUUUUGCAAUCAAAUUACUAUAUCACGACUUUAAAUAGUUAAAAGGCAAGAGCCUUAGU
Lycium ferocissimum is the source of this 701-nucleotide messenger RNA. RefSeq names its product gibberellin 2-beta-dioxygenase 8-like. Lineage: Eukaryota; Viridiplantae; Streptophyta; Magnoliopsida; Solanales; Solanaceae. The coding region runs from base 1 to 636 and encodes 211 amino acids. The record is from RefSeq and is a predicted model, not a curated record. The transcript is spliced from 3 exons.